AUGGUGUGGCGACGACGAGCAGCGGCAACAUGGGCAGGACGUCACGUAUACAGAUCAACUCCUCACCGUUAUGAGCCAGGCUUGUCCCCCAUCCCCUCCCUCAGCUCGACAUCCUCGCCUCCCUCUCCGCUCGACUCCCUCGACUUCCUCCCUCGUCCUCAGCCUUGUCCAGCCGCCGCUCUUUACCCAUCGCUUUCCUUGUUGCUUUGCUUCCCCUAUCCUCCUUCGCCCGACAUCGACCCAUCCGUUGGCCCCCCUCCUUCGCCCGGCACCGUUCCCUCGGUCGAGUCGACCGCCCUCGCCAUGCGCUUUGCUCUCUUCUGCCUCCUUUUCCUCGCCUCGACGUCGUCGCUGUCGCUGGCCACGCCCGUCCUGCCCCACGAGCCGCGCCAGUUUGACCUGCAUUUCUGGGCGCCAUUUGCCUCGUCGACGAUCCACCCGGGCGUCAACGCACUGACGAGCGGCAGCUGCACCGCCAACUUCAUCUUUGUCCAGGGCAGCGAGGUCUACAUCGGCCAGGCCGCCCACUGCGCCAGCAGGUCGAGGACCGAGACCAACGGCUGCCGCGCCGAGACCAUGCCCGAGGGCACGCGCGUCAUCAUCACGGGCGCCAGCGCCCCCGGCCGCCUCGUCUACUCGUCGUGGGACCGCAUGAAGCGGCGCAACGAGCAGAACGACGACGUCUGCGGCUACAACGACCUCGCCCUGGUCCGCAUCGACCCGCGCGACCACGCCCGCGUCAACCCGUCGCUGCCGAGGUUUGGCGGUCCCACGGGCCUCCGCACCGACGUGCUGCAGGCCAACGAGACCAUCUACGGCUACGGCAACUCGACGCUGCGCAUGGGCAAGUCGGAGCUGAGCCCCAAGUUUGGCCGCGUUAUCCGUCCGCAGGGCAACGGCUGGUCCUACCUGGUCCAGGUGCAGCCGACGGGCAUCCCCGGCGACAGCGGCAGCGGCUUCAUCGACCGCGAGGGCAAGGCGUUUGGCGUGCUCGCCACGCUCCAGGAGCGCACGAGGAUCAACGGCAUCGGCAACCUCGACCGGGAGCUCGAGUACGCCAGGACCUUUUCCGACUUUGCCAACUUGCAGCUUGUCUUGGGCACCGAGCCCUUCAACGUGGAGCUGGCGGCCGAGGCCGAUGGCCUGGACUGGGAUUGA
Pseudozyma flocculosa PF-1 is the source of this 1158-nucleotide messenger RNA. RefSeq lists its product as uncharacterized. Lineage: Eukaryota; Fungi; Basidiomycota; Ustilaginomycetes; Ustilaginales; Ustilaginaceae. The record is from RefSeq and is a predicted model, not a curated record. The transcript has a single exon. Bases 1 to 1158 code for a protein of 385 amino acids.